Messenger RNA from Protopolystoma xenopodis, 288 nucleotides. Lineage: Eukaryota; Metazoa; Platyhelminthes; Monogenea; Polystomatidea; Polystomatidae. The record is from the annotation of a GenBank genome assembly.
AUGCGAGUGUGUAGACAGUCGGCUCGACUCGACGGGGAGUUGGGCUCAUGUGUGUGUUCGCUCGGUUGCUGUUCGUUUCACCAGCGCGCAGACGAUGGCCGACCGGUGUGGGUGUGUCGGACUGGUGGGGCAGGGGGGCAGGGAGGGAGUGAGAAGAGGCGAAAUGAGGCGAAGGGAUUGUUUGCGAUCACCUCACAAUUGAGUAGUAUCGGCAGUAGUACGUUGAGUAGAAAUAAAUUGAUUCAGCUCAACGUUGGCCAGCCUCACACGGCAGGAGUAAACAGAUGA